Molecule: messenger RNA, 558 nt
Organism: Nematocida minor
Lineage: Eukaryota; Fungi; Microsporidia
Product: large subunit ribosomal protein L9e
Exons: 1
Coding region: 1-558 (185 amino acids)
Biological process (GO): cytoplasmic translation
Cellular component (GO): ribosome; cytosolic large ribosomal subunit
Molecular function (GO): rRNA binding; structural constituent of ribosome
Source: RefSeq, a predicted model, not a curated record
AUGAGAAUACUUCUAACAGAAGAAAAAGUAAAUAUUCCAGAAGGAUGCGUAGUUACAGAGAAGAACAAAAUCAUAACAGUCACCGGAGCCAAGGGAACUGAGUCGCUAGACAUUUCUCACAUGCUGCUGACCAUUGAUAUUGAGGAAUCAGUGCUAUACGUAAGACUGUGGUCAGCCAGAAGAAAGGAGACUCCCAUUGUGAGAACUUGUGCCAGCUUGAUCAACAACUUGAUCAUUGGAUGUACACAGGGAUUCUCUUACAAGAUGAAGGCCAUCUACAAGCACUUCCCUAUCACCAUUCUGGUAGAGGAGGCAGGAAAGAAAGUGAUCAUAAAGAACUUUUUGGGAAGCAAGUGCGAUAGAGUAAUAAAGAUGAGAGGCAGCGCAGUUGCCAGACUCAGCUCGGAAAAGGACUACUUCCACGUUGAAGGGCCCAACAUCCAGUCAGUCUCGCAGUCCGCAGCAAACAUUUCUCAGAAGUGCAUUCCAAAGAACAAAGACUUGAGAGUCUUCCUAGACGGAACAUUUGUCGUUUCAAAGGGAACUAUUGACCAGUAA